Seminavis robusta is the source of this 718-nucleotide messenger RNA. The record is from the annotation of a GenBank genome assembly. Lineage: Eukaryota; Bacillariophyta; Bacillariophyceae; Naviculales; Naviculaceae.
AUGUCAAGUUACAGCAAUCUUUGGGACAGUACAUCCACCCUGGGCGACAGUGACACGUCUUCGUCUCGAUGGGAAACGGAUGAAGUUCCUGCCUUUCCUCGACCAUGCUGCGCCAUGAUUUCUCCUCGACUCCCCAAGAGACAACGGACUCUGGAAAAGAAGGACAUGAUUGAUCUCAUGCUUCUGACGGAAGAAACACACCAAGAAGACGGCCAUGACAAUGACAUGCUCAUUGCGGAACAACCACAACAACAACAACAAGAAGAAGAACCAUCUCAAGCUCUGUCCAAUGUUGUACAUCAAGACGACGACGACAAGCCCAAACAACAAAUGGCACCACCGCGACUCCCACGACGACAGCUCACCAACAUUGUGGCCAACUACGGGGAUCAAGCUCGAUUGGCACGCAUGCGAUUUCAAUGUCUCGUCAAGGCGCGAGUCAAUGACACUGCUGCCGGAAAGCCCUUUCGAACCAACUCUCGAUCGCACCCCCAACGAUCCAGCGGAUUCAUUGAUACUACCAUGAAACGAGCUCAAACCAUAUAAUGAUUGUAUGAUAGUAUGAUAGUAUGACAGAGGUGUUUGUAUGGGAAUGUACCAGUGUUAAUUCAACAAUACUAUAUAUAGAGAGACAGAAUAUAGAGAAGUUUUUCAAAUCUAGAGAAGCCUUGAACACCACUACCGGUAGCUAGCCAGCCAAGUAGUACUGUAGUGAUUG